Messenger RNA from Lingula anatina, 529 nucleotides. RefSeq names its product U-scoloptoxin(01)-Cw1a-like. The record is from RefSeq and is a predicted model, not a curated record. NCBI's taxonomy places the organism in Eukaryota, Metazoa, Brachiopoda, Lingulata, Lingulida, Lingulidae. Gene Ontology annotation, molecular function: chitin binding. Gene Ontology annotation, cellular component: extracellular region.
UAAUGGUUCGCUUUUGAUGAUUUUCUUUGAUGACCUAUUUCCGAUGAGGUGCUGGUACAUAAAAAUGAUUGCUAGGAUAUCGUUGUUUCUCCAUAUAAAACUAAGCGAAACGAUCGGUGUACGUAUUUAUCAGUUGAAGAGGCCAUCAUGAAGAUCGCUUGUUUUACAGUGCCAGUUUUAAUCCUGUCGAUUGGUGUCCUUGACUUUUCCAAGGCACAGCAGGGCAGUAUUCAUGGUAUUCCUGAAAGGUUCUUGUUUAAGUGUGAAGGUCGAGAGGAUGGGUUAUACGCAGAUAUCGCAAGGAAUUGUCAGGUGUACCGUAUUUGUAUUGGCGGCGAACUUCUGACUUCUGAAGCAGGUUUCGACAUGUUUCCUUGUCCACAGGGAACGCUGUUCGACCAAAACACUUUGACCUGUCAGCACGCAGCUAAUGUGAUAUGUCCACAGGAGUAAUGGGCGGAGUCUCUCGAAAUGGUUUUUCAAAUCUUAUAGAUGAAAAUAUAAGAGAUGUGUAAUAAUAAUAAUAAUA